Molecule: messenger RNA, 678 nt
Organism: Iphiclides podalirius (scarce swallowtail)
Lineage: Eukaryota; Metazoa; Arthropoda; Insecta; Lepidoptera; Papilionidae
Source: the annotation of a GenBank genome assembly
AUGCGAGGCGGAAGCUCUGAACGAUUGGUUGUGCGCGCUUCUCGUAGAAGGGGUGAAACGCGUGCAAAAUUAACGAAAUACAUUACUGUUAUGCUGGCAGCGCUGCUAAGUGGCGGGGGUUCGGCUCUACUCUUCCUGGUCCCGCUGUACGCGGACCCAGCCUUGAGCGCUCUUGCGGCCGACUUUGACCCAGUGCCCGCCGAAUGUGUGACGGAGAGGCGCGACGAUCGACUCGGACUGGACAACUGCACGUGGGCGUCUUGCAGGGAGGGCUGCACGAGCGACGCAUACAAAUGCACCCAACUCCACGUGAAAUACAAAGCCCACGGCGAGGAAUGGCGUCCCGCGGUGUUGUACGUAAAUAUAAAAGGCUGCGGGUACCCGCCCGCUGUCGACUGCGACAACUUCACGAUACACUACGGCUACGUUGGGGCGCGGUACUCGUGUUUUUGGUCCAGAGCGGACACAACCGUCGUUGUGCCGAAUUGGUCUAGAGGGGAGCAGGUUGCAACCGUGACUAGGACCCUGGCGUUACCCCUGUUCCUGUCUGGAUGCGCUGGGAUAGGUCUAUGCGCCCUGCACUGUGAAUGCAGACCGAGGAGACGCCGCCGCCCACCCCGCCGCCCGCCUCGCCUGCCAACCCUGUCACCCGAUGAGACGUCAGUAUACAGACUAGGU